Molecule: messenger RNA, 1635 nt
Organism: Somion occarium
Lineage: Eukaryota; Fungi; Basidiomycota; Agaricomycetes; Polyporales; Cerrenaceae
Source: the annotation of a GenBank genome assembly
AACAUAGCACACGAGGAGGACGCGAGCUUCAGCCUCCUCCACGCUGCUAGCCAGUCGCUAGCAAACAUUUCUCCCUCCAUACUUCCCAUUCUCUAAUGCCUCUGCGACCCCUCCACCCUCCCGCCUCUGAAUGCAAUUGACCAUCGGACCCCCUCUCCUUUUCGCCCUCGGAAUUCGUAUUCUACUAAACUUUCUCAAUCCAGAACAUACCCAAUCUACAGCAGACGAGCUCUUGCAGGGCCUCUGGCAAGGCGUCCUGCUCUAUCAUACCCUCAUCCACCUCUCCGAGUUGGUCUUCGUUGUCGCUAUCGCUAUCGUUGGCUUUACUCUGUUUGAAGUCCUCCGGAAUGGCUUCGAUGCUACCAAGUGUGCUUGUACAUUGCUUGGGGUUGCCGUUGGUGUCCUCAUUACAAGUGUCCUUUCUCAAGUAAUUGAGGACACGAGUCAUUCAGACGUAUCCAGCAAGGAUAAGAAACCCUCCAACUCUGGGCACGCGAACACUAUCCCUGUGAAUGACCCCAUAUCUCGACGUACACGACUUGUCUCAUUUGGUCGGAGCAGUGCAGACCGUCAUCGACAAGUUCAUAUGCAUAGACAUACUCGUGAACGUGAACCUGAUCAACGUCCUCGUCAUUCUCAUACCACUCAACCUCGACCAGCUCAUACGCCACACCAACAUCCACAUCCACAUCCACACCGCCCACCAUCAGGAUAUGAUCCUGCCUUGCGGGACCUCACAUCCCCUACACCAACCCUCGCCUACAGCGUUGACACCGCACCCUCCAUCUCCAUCGACUCCGUUUCCUCUUCCAUUGAUCCCAAAGGUCUACUUUCACCACGUGAACGUGAGGUAGCUAUCCUCCGCGCGAGGGCUUCAUUAGCAGACUCCGAACGACGACGAUUCAAAGAGGAAAGGAAAUGGGCGUUGAGUAUGGGUAAUAAAGCGAGAGCGAAUCAGUUGGCGUGGCAAGUGAAGAGGUAUGCUGCGUUGAUGGAGAGUUAUCAUAGAGAGGCGGAUGCCAAGGUCGUCGAAGCCGCGCGGGUAGCGGUUCCUCACCAGCAAUCACAUCCACAACAACGCCAGCAACCUUUUCCUAGCACUUUGCCUUCAAAUGGACAGUCAACCCAACGUCGAGGGUCAGUAUCCCAACCUCAUAACUAUUCCACGCCUGUACAGCAAGUUGAACGAGAUCGUGCGCCAUUGGUAAGUGUUACGGUUGGCGCCACGUCUGCAGGACGUGUUCGAAAACGUAGCGGUGGCCAUGGCGGAGGCCCUCCUGUUACUCUGAAGCCUGCUAUGUAUGUUCCAGGACGAGAGACGAUUACAGUGAAGCGAUGACACCAGUCUUGAAGAAGACUAUGUGGAAAAGUGUAUUUCUGUUUACGAACGUCCGGUCUCAUUCACGACGUUCCAUUUUUUAAAAUGGCUUGAUGACUAGAAGACGUGACCUUCGUGGCAAUAUAACCACACGUUGCAUUGGAAGGAUAUUUGGAUUCCUGCACCGUUGUAUGUACUAGCUGCUUCCUUUUGUCUUUUGGGUGAUACCGUCUUGUGCUUAGCGCAAGUUAUACGAAUACAAGUUUCUUGGGAUAUCAUUGUACAUGACGCAAAUUGCGCAGAAUAAAGUCCUUGAC